Messenger RNA from Populus trichocarpa (black cottonwood), 783 nucleotides. RefSeq names its product dirigent protein 22. The coding region runs from base 20 to 631 and encodes 203 amino acids. The transcript has a single exon. Lineage: Eukaryota; Viridiplantae; Streptophyta; Magnoliopsida; Malpighiales; Salicaceae. The record is from RefSeq and is a predicted model, not a curated record.
UACAUACAUUUACUAUGCUAUGUACACUAUUGAUCAUAGCCUCACAAUAAUGUCGACUAAGGCUAGAGUUUUCUCUGCUAUAGUUUCUCACUCCAUCCUCCUCACCCUCCUCUCUUCCUUUGUCACCGGAGAAAACCAAGAUUUUGUCAGAAGCCUAGACCGCAAGCUUUAUGGGUUGAAGAAAGAAAAGCUAACACAUUUUCGUGUGUAUUGGCAUGACAUUUAUAGUGCCCCCAACCCUACAGCCAUGCCCAUAGUGAGAGCACCUUCCAACACAUCAGCAACUCUUUUCGGUUCUAUAAGCAUGAUCGAUGAUCCAUUGACAGAAAAGCCAGAACUAAGCUCGAAAUUGAUAGGAAGAGCUCAAGGGUUUUAUGGAUCAGCAGGACAAGAAGAAACUGCCCUUUUGAUGGCCAUGAACUUUGUUUUCCUUCAAGGCAAGUACAAUGGUAGCACCAUUAGCAUACUAGGGAGGAACCAUGUUUUUUCCAAGGUGAGAGAGAUGCCGGUGAUCGGAGGUAGUGGGCUUUUCCGGUUUGCCAGAGGAUAUGCUCAGGCCAGUACUCACAGUUUUGAUCUAAAAUCUGGUGAUGCUGUCGUUGAGUAUAAUGUCUAUGUAUUGCACUAUUGAUGCCAUGCCCGGCCCCCUUAUCUAGAAAGUUAUUUUCUUUUGGCUUUGCGGUGUCUUUCAAUAAGUUGAUGUGUGCAGAGUAGGUUGUCAUUUGUAAUCUGAGUUGUGCGCAUGCGUGUUAAAGUUAUUGGAAAGAAAAAACAAAUUAACAA